Messenger RNA from Phodopus roborovskii (desert hamster), 7000 nucleotides. It is a transcript of the gene Slc30a7, whose product is annotated as solute carrier family 30 member 7. Bases 188 to 1324 code for a protein of 378 amino acids. Gene Ontology annotation, cellular component: Golgi apparatus; membrane. The transcript is spliced from 11 exons. Gene Ontology annotation, biological process: transmembrane transport; zinc ion transport; intracellular zinc ion homeostasis. Lineage: Eukaryota; Metazoa; Chordata; Mammalia; Rodentia; Cricetidae. Gene Ontology annotation, molecular function: zinc ion transmembrane transporter activity. The record is from RefSeq and is a predicted model, not a curated record.
UUGCGCGGCCCGGGCCGGAAGUCCUCGAGUUCCCGGGUGUGUGUCUGUGUCUGUGUCUCGCGGCGGUACGCCGCCGCGGUCAAGCUCCUAGGGGGUCGGCGUCUGGAGCGUCACCUCUGUCACUGCCGCCACCACACCGAGUCACUUCUAGAGGGACCGAGGCCCGGCCCUUCGCCGGGUGGAGAAGAUGUUGCCCCUGUCCAUCAAGGAUGAUGAAUACAAACCACCCAAAUUCAAUCUGUUUGGCAAGAUCUCAGGCUGGUUUAGGUCCAUCCUGUCGGACAAGACAUCUCGGAACCUGUUUUUCUUCCUGUGCCUGAACCUCUCUUUCGCUUUUGUGGAACUACUCUACGGCAUCUGGAGCAACUGCCUAGGCUUGAUCUCCGACUCUUUCCACAUGUUUUUUGACAGUACUGCCAUAUUGGCCGGAUUGGCAGCUUCUGUUAUUUCAAAGUGGAGAGAUAAUGAUGCUUUCUCUUAUGGGUAUGUUAGAGCAGAAGUUCUGGCUGGCUUUGUCAAUGGGCUGUUUUUGAUCUUCACUGCUUUCUUUAUUUUCUCAGAAGGAGUUGAGAGGGCAUUGGCCCCCCCAGAUGUGCACCACGAGAGACUGUUGCUUGUUUCAAUUCUUGGAUUUGUGGUAAACCUAGUGGGAAUAUUUGUUUUCAAUCAUGGAGGUCAUGGACAUUCUCAUGGCUCUGGCUCUGGUCAUGGACACAGUCACUCCCUCUUUAAUGGUGCUCUAGAUCAUACCCAUGGCCAUGAAGAUCAUUGCCAUAGUCAUGAAGCCAAACAUGGAGCUGCACACAGCCAUGACCAUGCUCAUGGACACGGACACUUCCAUUCUCACGAUGGCCCAUCCUUCAAAGAAACGACAGGACCCAGCAGACAGAUUUUACAAGGUGUAUUUUUACACAUUCUAGCAGAUACACUUGGGAGUAUUGGUGUAAUUGCCUCUGCCAUCAUGAUGCAAAAUUUUGGGUUGAUGAUAGCAGAUCCUAUCUGUUCGAUUCUUAUAGCCAUUCUUAUAGUUGUAAGUGUUAUUCCUCUUUUAAGAGAGUCUGUUGGAAUAUUAAUGCAAAGAACUCCUCCCUCGUUGGAAAAUAUACUUCCCCAGUGCUAUCAGAGGGUGCAACAGUUACAAGGAGUUUACAGCUUACAAGAACAGCACUUCUGGACGCUCUGUUCUGAUGUUUACGUUGGGACCUUGAAGCUCAUAGUCGCCCCUGAUGCUGAUGCCAGGUGGAUCUUAAGCCAAACACAUAAUAUUUUCACUCAGGCUGGAGUGAGGCAGCUUUAUGUACAGAUUGACUUUGCAGCUAUGUAGUCAAUGAAAAGAAACUGUUUGAGGACCAAAAUUUUCCAGUACUGUACAAUCCAAAGCAUUGUACUACCCAGUGCUCUAAAAUAGGGAUGUCGUCUCUACAACUCGGAAGCACCAAGUAGUGCAGGUAGCAUCCGCGUAUGCUGGGGACCACAGCUGGAUCCUGCCUAGACUGUGGCCUUGUGUGCUCUUCCCUCCAAGCCAUUCUGAUUGCUAAGGUUUCUGGGUUUGUUCUAGGGUGUUGGGUUGUCUUCUUUUUCCCCUGGGGGUUCUUGCUGAUCACCUUCAGCCCAUCCUAUCAUCACACCAAGCUAGUGAGAAAUUCAAACCGUGGGCCGCCACGCUUCCUAAUGUCUUCACUAAAGCUGCUGGAAACCACUGCUUUUAUCCCCACAAAACCAGUGUUGUUUUAACAAGCAGAAGUCUGUUUUCUAUGUAAUGUCAGUGUUGACAUUCUUCAGUGUAAUCAUACGUUUGUAAAAUUGUUUGUACCUUGCAAACUUAUGAACCAAACCAUAUUGGGUUUUCAAAGUGCCUUUGUAUCCGAAAAUAUAUUUGCCAGCACAGAAAUGUACCAUCAAAGGUCAGGUCAUAUGUAUGUUUUUUUUAAAAUGGAUAUUCUACAAUUUGUACAAAAUAAGACUUGCUAGUAACAUAUAUAACUGUCUUUUGCGUAUUUCCAGCAUAGGUUUAACUAUAUUAAAUUUCUUGUCUUGUGAAAAAGGACAUUAUUUUGCUUUAUAAAAAAUUCAGUGAUCACAUUAAGAUACUUUGUAGAUCACUUUCAAAAGUGUAGAUACACUAGAAAAAAAACUCAUCUAGACCAAAAAAAAUCUGCUCUAUUUCAGAUUCUAUAAACUCUUGGCCUGUGUGGUAAAUCUUCCAGUAGCUCUCCUUGCCAUUUUUACAGAUUCUGUUAAUGAUGAGAGAAAGCACCACAGAGUUGGCAGAAAGAGCAGUGGCAGUGACAUUUUACAUCUUCAUAUUUUUUUGUCAGGUGCCAAGCAGUACAGUUUCUUUUUCUAGUUUUGUUUGCACAAAUACAAAUUACUUCCAGGAAUUCUAGGGCAGCAUUUGAUUGAGUGUGAACUGUUACCACUAUGGAGCAAAUGUGGUGAUAUAGAAUUCUUCCUAAAAUUGGAGUCUUAUAAAUAGUUGAUUUUCUAGGGUCUUGAGUACGAGAAAAAUAAAAUUGUGAUGGACAUGAUGUUGCACACUACUCCCAGCACUCAGUAGGCAGAGGCAAGCAGAUCUCUUGAGUUCAAGGCCAUCUUGGUUUUCCAGGACAGCCAGAGCUACAUAGAGAGACCGUGUCUUAAAUUAUAAAUAAACUGUAAUUUGAAAUGACAGGUGCUUAAUACUCAAGUACUCUUGGUGUUUUCUUUGGGUGUACAUUUUCCCAUUAUACUUCAUUUAUCCCUACAAAUAUUCCCUUUAGUUUAAGUAAGUUGUAUUGUUAAGCAGAAUUUUCAAAACCUUGAAAGGCAAAAAUUAAGAGUGUAGAUCAGUGACAGACACUUUAUUCGUAAGGGGGCAGAAUUUACUGUUAAUUUUUGCCUGAGCUUCUGAGUGCUUUUUCUCCUACUUCUGACUACAGCCUAUAUGAAGAGAGCUGUACCAGUCUCAGCUGCAACAGAAUACCAUACAAUGUCUGUGGUACCCUUUUAUAAAUCAAGUGGGAUUUCAAAACCUGUCUGCUUUCCGCCAGGCUGCAGUAGAUUGGGUUUGAUUGAUAAAGUGCCAUAGUCUUUCAGGAGGAAAAGUAAAAAUGGUGAUGUCCUGGCCCCCGAGCUGCUUCUUCAACUCCGUGUGGAGUAGCUAAGUCUGACAGACCCCAGUGGGUAGGGGAAUACUUCUGGAAAUGACAGGUCUAGAUAAAGGCACAGACUCGGAUGUGGUCACCUAAUCCUGGUGACUCCAUCGGAACUGUGUAUGUGGAGUCAACUUAGGUGGUUCUAAGAUUUACCAAAUCUGCUUUCCACUGGGCCCUUAAUUCCACAUGGAAUUUUUGUCCAAAUGGAUCAUUCUGUGUAUCUAGACCCUGAGUGCACCAGCGCAAGAAUGUUGCUUUUUCCUUUGAUGUGGCAUAAAAUAUGUUUGAUAUGAAACUAAUUUUGCACUUUGUUCCAAGAGUUUUCAAGCUCAUAACAUUUAGCAGGUUGGCAUUUCCUUUUUGCUUUAAUUAAAUGUUUGCAGACCUGUGUGUCAAAAAAAAAAAAAAAAAAAAAAAAAAAAAAAAAUGUGAGCAGAAACUACUUUUUAUAGAAAAAAAGCUUGUCUUCUAGUGUUCUUGAUGCAGGCUAAUACUAACCAAUGGUCCUAUGAAGAAAUACUACCUGGUAAUGGUAAUAAAAUUUAUUUAAAAUAUUCCUAACGUUAGGCUAAUAUUCUUAAAAAAAAAAAAAAAAAAAGUCAAGGCCAAUCUGAGUGUAAAUUUGCCAAUCUAUGAAUAACCAAAGUGUUUUCCUCUGAAUAAUAAACCUACUUUGUUCAGGGAAAGUUUACCUUACCAGACAAACAUCCCCAACGAGGUGUAUUUUAAAAAUUCUUUGUAUUAGUUGGUGAAGAACUUGGCCGAAGUACACCUUCCUCAUUUUGGAAACUCUCUGUAUGUCUUUCUGAAGGACAGUAUCUGGUUAUGUAUAGGUUAGUGUUCCUCUACUGUCAUCCACCCCCUUUUGUAGUGGAGGUGUAAGAUCAUGGCAACAGAUGUCAUUUUGAUGUUCCUUUAUCUAGAGUCUUCAAAGCCUACACAUAUAUACUGGUAACCAAAAUACUGUGACUUCUGUGUACCUCUAUCAAGCAGCCAAAUCAGUACCCUGAAAUGUAGCCGAUCAGAACUCUCAUGUUUUUACAGAUAGUAACAUGGGAACCAACCUGGUAUAGAAUGCUGGGAUUUAAGAAUAGCGCAUUAUUUACUGUAGAAUUCCACACCUAAGCAAAGACUGUGCUGGGAGCAGUCUGUUUCUACCUCUCAUGUUCAGAUGAGAAACCUGAGGUCCAGAAAAGCGUCAUUUCCUUAAGGUUACAGGGAUGAGUGGUGGCGAAGCCAAUGCUCAAUGGUGAUUAUCCAAUGCCCACUUGCGAGUUCUGUACACUGUACUGUGCUGCUUCCCUGUGUGGCGUUGCCCUUCUGUAAAUGUGACUAAAUAUGGCUUGUAAAUAAAGAACUCUGACCUCUAGUUUUGGUACAUGAAGGCACUUUACAAAUGGAAUGUUGUCUCACUUUUCAUAUAUAAUUGUGAAGUUUAUAUUAUUUCCAUAGUGUUUGUUGCAGAAUACAUUAUAAUGAUUAUUUUUUAUUCUUCCAAACCCAACUCUUGACUUGAAAAAAGAAAACAUUUACUUUAGAUACUUUUAACUUGUGAAUUUUUAUUAAUUGCCCAAGGCUCGGUCCAGUUUAAUGCUGGGUCACUUUCCUAAUUUUGCUUAUAUACUGGAAACUGGUUCCUUUUAGAUAGCAGGCUGAUUCAUGGGUCAUGCAUUUUUCAGCCCUGCCUGCCAUGUUCUUUUUCAGUCCCUGGAGAGCAUUUUUCCUUUAAAAGAUUCUCAAAGCAGUGUAAAUGGGACAGUAAAUAUAUGGAACACAUUUUUUAAAUCUUAAUCAGGACUACAAAUACUAGUCCACUGCUUUUGACUCUUCGUAAAUGUUUUACCUUGGCCAAGUUAAGGUCUUUUUGUUUGUUUGUUUGUUUGUUUUACAAAGAGUCACCACUGUUGAAACACAUUAUUUUCUAAUUCAUAAGAAUCUUGGGGAGGGGCCUUUCAUUCUCUGAAGAACAUUCAUUAAAUGUUCUGUGAAAGAUGCUCAAGAUACUAUUUACAGAGGCCUCUUUAUUGAUUCAGAUCUCUACCACAGAAACAAGACACUGAAAAAUCGUUCAUCAAGGAAAGUGUUUGCAGAAACAUAGCAGAGAGGUGUAACUCCAUUUAAAGGCCAACUUGGGCAAGACUUUUUUGAUGAGCUCAUCUUGGUUUUGUGUUCAGCUUCAGGCAUUUCCUAACUGCAGAUAACACAGAAAACAAGGUAGAUAACCUCUGCUAAGUAUGUAACCGGGCACUUGGUGACUUUUCUCAUGUUCCCACAUCUAGUUCUCACAUUUUUAUAAAGAGAAGGUUGCAUGGUUUUAUGAUUGACAGCAUCUUAAAAUUUCAUCCAUGAUCCUUAUAGCAUGAGGGGGUCCUUAUCUGGGGACAGUCUGUGCUACAGCAGCAACUCCGUCUUUUCUGAUGACUGUUUUUAUAAGGCCCAAGAACUUGUAGCACACCUAUGUAGACUCCUGGAAAAUCAGUGAACACUCAAGGUGCCGUUGCUAUGGGAACAUUUACAAACUGCCUCUGGCCUGUUUCCUCUUAUGCUCUAUAUGUCUGCUUCAUAACUUGGCCACGGAUCGAAAGCCGCACUGGGGAAGUGGCACUAGAACUUCCUGAGUAUUUACAAGCUGUUAGAAAGUUUCAUUGGAAGUCAUGGCGGAGCUGUUCACUGUGCCUGCGAACUCUGUUCCAGCAUGAGUGCCUGCCUCAAGAACAUCACUGGGGAGUCUUUUGCCAAAAGCACACCCCAGUUUUCAGAAGUGUGAAGUGGUCUCUGAUUUACACACUACAUUUUGCACAAACUUUUUUCAAUAUAAAAAGUCUGUUUCAUGAAUAGAAACCUGAGCUUCCACCAGAGCUUUGAAUACGAAUUUGGAAUUUUGACUGUUCUAUUGUAAAGCAUAACAAACUGAAAGAAGUCUUCUAUGUCCUUCUCUGCUUUGAUUCAGUGGGUUUAUGCCUACAGGGUCAUGAAUAUUUGUUACCAGUAACUCUUCAACUGCAGCAGACACAAGCUGAAGGGCAGGGACAGGAGGAAGCUGAGACUCACUGCAGAAAACGUCUCGGAGUUCUGGUAUUUCUGUCCAGGCUGGAUUUCUAUCCGUUCUGUCCAUUUCUCCCCAGCUAGUCUGGGAGUCGCUCAAUCUCUGCUUUCUAGUCUCCAUGUCGUUGGGGAUUUGGUAGAACUGAGACUAUACGCUAUGGCCUUCUGCACUACACAGCCACAAUGGGGAUUGUGUCACAUCCUGUGUUUUGGUGGAGAAUUGCCAUAUUGCCUUUUAAGGACUGUCUCUACACCCCCCCCAAAUAUUUUGUCAUCCAAAACACUUUCGGAGAGAUUGCUUAAAGGUGUUUCUAAUGAAAACACCAUGUGUAUUAAAUGAUCUAAAUGUCCCUAGAAUAAACUUAACCAUUUUUGUCUUGUUUCUCCUCAAAUAUUUUUUGUACAUUUUCUCCCCUAAUUCAGACAUAAUGUGACUGAAAAUUUGCCAGAUCCCUUCUUCAUACUUUCUGAACAUGCCCACACUUUACUUUCCUGCUCUUAAUGGUUUUAAACAUGGCUAAGUCUCGAUUGGAGGUUGAUGCCUUUGAUGAAGAUGGUAGCACCAAAACAUUUCUACAAAUGUUUAUAUACAAGGCCAGGUAGGAAUGUCACAUAUAAGCAACCUGGAUGGUUUGAAAAUGCUGCAGUGACCAAUUAUGACUUACCCAAGUGCACUACAACAGAUCACAAUGUAUGUAUCUUUCACGUUUUUUACUCGCAUAUGUUCACAUACAUAUUUUGUUUAACCACAAUGUAUUUUAAAAUGAUCAUAUGCAGCUGUAUUAAAAUUUUGUUUUCAAUUAAAUUUCUGUUUAAAAAUC